GUCUUUGUCUGUUUUGGAUCUCAGAAAAAAGAUUCCAGUGUCAUUUUCAACAACUGCAAACUGAAGAAGCACAUGCUAUGUGAGGAAGGAACAAUUUCAAGCCUCCCAGCCCUGACCUGGCUGAUAGAGAUCAGAUGGUGACUGGAUAGAAACCUUCCUAGUCCUGGGUCCAUGAUGUACGCACCAGUUGAAUUUUCACAAACAGCAUACCCACGAAUCGAAUAUCAAAGAAGACAACAACAAUUUUGGGACCCUAUACGACUAGCUCUGUUCACAUUGGCAAUUGUCGCAAUCGUAGGAAUCACAAUUGGCAUCGUCACUCAUUUUGUUGUUGAAGAUGACAAGUCAUUUUAUUACCUCGCCUCUUUUCAAGUCACAAGCAUCAAAUACAGAGAAAAUUAUGGAAUCAGGUCAUCAAGGGAGUUUAUAGAAAGAAGUCAUCAGAUCGAGAGAAUGAUGUCCAGGAUAUUCCGACGUUCUUCUGGAGUGGGUAGAUUUAUCAAGUCCCAUGUUAUCAAGAUAAGUCCAGAUGAACAAGGAGUGAACAUUCUUAUAGUGCUCAUGUUUCGAUACCCAUCUACUGAUAGUGCCGAGCGAAUCAAGAAAAGAAUUGAAAGGACUUUUUAUCAAAGUCUGAAGAUCAAACAGUUGCCUUUGACUAUUAGUAUGCCAUCAUUCAGCCUCACACCCAUUGACAGCAAAAAGAUGAGAAAUCUUCUCAAUAGCCGAUGUGGGAUAAGAAUGUCAUCUUCAAACAUCCCAUUACCAGCAUCCUCUUCUACUGAACGCAUUGUCCAAGGGAGGGAAACAGCUAUGGAAGGAGAGUGGCCAUGGCAGGCUAGCCUCCAGCUCAUUGGGGCUGGCCAUCAGUGUGGAGCCACACUCAUCAGCAACACAUGGCUGCUCACAGCAGCUCAUUGCUUCUGGAAAAACAGAGACCCAACUAAAUGGAUUGUCACCUUUGGUACAACUAUAACACCACCUUUAGUCAAACGAAGUGUUGGGAAGAUUAUCAUCCAUGAAGAGUACCACAGAGAUACCAAUGAAAACGACAUUGCUCUAGCUCAGCUAACCACCCGCGUCGAGUUUUCAAAUGUGGUUCAGAGAGUCUGCCUCCCAGAUUCAUCUAUGAAAUUGCCACCGAAAACAAGUGUUUUUGUCACAGGAUUUGGGUCUAUUGUAGAUGAUGGGCCUACACAAAAUAAACUCCGGCAGGCCAGGGUGGAAACCAUAGGUUCUGAUGUGUGCAACAGAAAGGAUGUAUACGAUGGCUUGAUAACUCCAGGGAUGCUGUGCGCUGGAUUCAUGGAAGGAAAAAUAGAUGCAUGUAAGGGUGAUUCUGGUGGACCUUUGGUUUAUGACAAUCGGGACAUCUGGUACAUUGUGGGCAUAGUAAGUUGGGGACAAUCUUGUGCUCUUCCAAACAAGCCUGGAGUCUACACAAGAGUGACUAAGUAUCGAGACUGGAUAGCCUCCAAGACUGGCCUCUAAAGUAUACUGUUGUGAGUGAUGGCCAUAGCCCACGAAGCAGGAUACCUGCAGAUUGUACAGUAUUACUUAGAGAGUUGUGAGCUACAGUCACAGCCCAUGGAACAGGAUGCCUGCAGAUAGUACAUUAUGCGCAUUGUUACUUAGAGUCAUUGGGGGUAAAUGAGUGCUUCUGCCAGAUGUGAAGGACUCUUCAGAUGGAGACCAAUUUAAUAACAUGAGGUGACUUUUUGUGCAUAAACUUUACCAAGAAGGAAGAAAACUUAGCAAAUGACAGGCAGCACCAGCAUCUCACUCGUAAAGGUGACUCCUUAAUGUGACAAACAUAAAUAGCUUCCCUCAGGAUAUAAAGAGCUGCCAAGCUGCUAUGAUCUUACCUCAUAUAAUGCAUAGAGCUCCAGGACUCAUCUUACAAAUGUCAGCUAGCAUCUUCCUUAAGGAUUCAAGACACAAGCAUUUUAGAACUCAUAACUGGACAUUCAACUGCUACAAUGAAGGAGUGUGUAACCUGCAGUAAAACUUGAACUCUAACCUGCAUUUGCAGCUGACCGAGCAGAGCUUUAUUCUCAACCACAGGAACUGUCAUUAUUUAAAUGCAUAUGAACUUGCCAUUAUACUAUAUAAUGUCCUAAAACAGUAGCCUUAGGAAGCAUAUUGAGUUGAUAAGAAUCAUUUCUGGCUUACUCCUUAGCAGUGUCUUGCCAUCCACAUAUAAAUCAUAUUUAGCCCAUCAAAGAGAAAAAUAAAAUUAUUACAAGUAUUUUUCCACUAGUAUAGGAAGAAUUAAAGGAAGCUGAUGAAAGCAGAAUAAUCUGAAAUAUAGUUAGUGACACGGCACUCACAACUUUUGAUGGAACGUGUUUUCCAAAUAUUUAUUUAGAAAUGUUUAGACAUAAGCAAAUGGUAGCUCUUGCUAUCAUACGUUACCAGCUCAUUGCCAAGUUAUAUGUCUAUCAAAAUGUCAGGCGGGAAGGGCCUUACUGAAAACACUUAGUACAGUGCUUACUAUAUACUAAGUACUAAGUAAUAGUGAGUGUCCCAGCAAAGCCUGGUGGUGGGCAUAGUGUUAGUGAGCCCAUAUUGUCUGAGCAAGGCCAGUGGCUCACGAGUUUUGUCUCUGCCAUAUGCAAAGUAUAUGCUUUUAUGCAAAUGACCCAAUAUCUCUCUGUUAGUUAGCUCUUUCAUCUGGAUGGUGUGAAUUAAAAUACUACCUCACUGUGGUUGUUUUUUUUUUUUUUGAGGGUUACAUGUAUUAAUACAUGUAAAGUAUUUGCAAUAGCAUCCGCACACAGUAAGUUCUUAGGAUGAAUAAGCUACUAUCAAUAUUAAUAUUAAUGUUCCUUGGACUUUAAAAGCACAUUGUAUUUUUAAAUGUCCUACUUAUUCCAAAGAUGCAAAUAAUUUCAAAGGACCUUAAAUUACAUUGUUGAAAAGCAGAUGGAGUAUUCAGGUUUUCAAAAUCACUUUUAUGUUUCCUGGAUUUAAUUUUGAUCUGUGUCUACUGUAGAUGAUCUGUGUCUACAGGAUGAUGGCCGCCAUGCUUGGAACUAAACUAUAGCCGAGUGUCAGUAUUCACCCUCUGCCCUCAGCUGUGAGGUUUGCAAGUUACUUUGACUUAGCAGACAAAAACUGUGGCAUAGCCAUCGUUGAAUGGCUAAAAGUUUUGUUUUCUUUUGAGUUUACAUGUAAUUGGUUUUAUAUGUAGCAUUUGUAACCGAGAUUAAUAUAACCUUUUCAAAGUCUCUGAGGUGCUCUACGUUGCAUCUCAAUGAACUACGAGCACACAGAGGUCAUGUCUGGUCACUUAAAAAAUUAAAGCUGGGCAUGACUGAUGUUGGAUUUUUUUUCUUUUAAUUUAAAUAAAUGACUGCUUUUGGUAGAUAUGGGAAAGCAAAUCUGUCUACCAAAAGGACCCUUAUUCUUUCCUUUGUAAGUCUCUAACAAUAGAUACAUGCUUGUGUCUAAUUUUAUUUAUAGUUCAUCAAACUGUGAUAACUUUUUUUAAGUAUUCAUGAAACUCUGUAUUCUGAUUUAAAUCUUCCAUGCUUAGUUAGAUUGAAUUAGAUGAUAAUUUAACAGGAAUAAGAAAAAUAAAUAUAAAAAGUCAUAUGAAUCCUAAAAGAAAAAGAAAAGUGUAUUUUUUAUAACAGUGUUUGUAUGUCUUAGUUCAUGUUUGGUAUUUGACUUAUUGAUCGAAUGUCAUAGAAGUCAAGUAAUACUGUACUCCAUGUUUUCCACCUGAUAUAUGGGUUACUAAGCUGUCUACCUCAUAGCAUUCCUGUGAGGAUUCUUGUAAAUAAUAAAGUUGAAAAGUUGAAGAACAUUUAAAGAUCUCAAAAAAUGCAGAGUACAUUAUUGUUAAUAGAUACCAAUAUAGAUGAUACAGAAAAUGCAUUUAGAUUAUGAAGAUUGAGGCAUUUUGCUCUGCAAUGUUGUGGUUUUAUUGCUUUGUACAUUUGGCAAACAUAAAAAUGGUUAACAACACACAAGAAAAUGAUCUUGCCUCCUCUGUAUUGACACUAUAGUAAUUUUAGUACUCUUUUAAUCAAAAGCCGGAUAUAGGCUUAAAAGAACCAAAAAAUCAAUUAGAUGUAUAGAAAAUGUAAUAAUCCCUACAAAACAGAAUCUCUUGAAACCUUGGGUUCUGACUAAAGGUUAUUUAUUUAUUUAUUUUUUGGUGGAGAAAGACUAAGCCAAAACUUUUGGUAGUAAUAAACCAUGACUCUGACAUCUUUAUAAUUCACCAACAAUAAGAGCAAUAAAAUAUAUCUAUCCUUUCAACUAAAUAC
Molecule: messenger RNA, 4277 nt
Organism: Mus musculus (house mouse)
Lineage: Eukaryota; Metazoa; Chordata; Mammalia; Rodentia; Muridae
Gene: Tmprss11f
Product: transmembrane protease, serine 11f
Exons: 11
Coding region: 172-1491 (439 amino acids)
Biological process (GO): proteolysis
Cellular component (GO): plasma membrane; extracellular region; cell surface
Molecular function (GO): serine-type endopeptidase activity
Source: RefSeq, marked validated